Molecule: messenger RNA, 1214 nt
Organism: Cuscuta campestris
Lineage: Eukaryota; Viridiplantae; Streptophyta; Magnoliopsida; Solanales; Convolvulaceae
Source: the annotation of a GenBank genome assembly
CUACUUUUAUCAACACCCAAACAUUUCUUGCCCAUCAAAGCUCUUCACAAGUUCCGUGCCUAUCUGGCUCUCUCCAAUCCAAGCUCUAUACCAAGAAUGAUUCAUCGGUACCCUACGGUUUUCGAACUCUUCACCAUCCAAACACCACCCGUCCCGUUGCUCUGUGUUAGGCUGACCCGGGCAGCGGCAGCUCUUGCGGUUAAAGAAUCAGAAUUGAAAUCGAAUAUGGCAGUUAUCUCAGCUGCAAAGCUGCAGAAGCUCUUGAUGCUCUCAUCCCAUCGCAGGCUUUUGUUAUCCAAGCUGGGGCACUUGGGCCCUGAUCUUGGAUUGCCAGUCGAUUUCCGUUCUCGCCUGUGCAAUCAAUUCCCGGAUAGAUUCAGACUUGUGGAGACUUCCUACGGGGUGGCUCUGGAGCUUGUUUCUUGGGAUUCGAAUUUGGCCCGUUCUUUGCCCUCGCACGAGGUUGGUUCUGAUUCACUUGGGAUGAUCGUGGACAGACCUUUGAAAUUCGAACACUUGAGGCUGAGAAAGGGGCUGAAUGUGAAGAGUGGCCAUAAAGAUUACCUUAUCAAGUUCAGCAAACUGCCACAUGUGUGCCCUUAUGAAUCAUCAAAUGUGGGGGACUUGGAUUUUCGUUGCGAGUCUGUUGAAGCGGAGAAAAGGGCUUGUGCUGUUGUCAGGGAAGUGUUGGCCAUGACAGUGGAGAAGAGGGCUCCGAUCGACCACUUGACGCUGUUCAGGAAGGACUUUGGGCUGCCGAAUAAACUGAGGGCAAUGCUGGUUAGGCACCCUGAGCUGUUCUAUGUGAGUUUGAAGGGGCUGAGGCACUCUGUGUUUCUGGUUGAAGGUUAUGAUGAUGCUGGUGAGCUCAAGGAGAAGGAUGAGCUACUGGCUAUCAAUGAUAAGCUUAUGGAGCUGGUUCGCGAAGGGGAGGCAUUUGCUAAAGGAAACACGAAUUUCUGGGAUUCAUUUGAGGAAAUCGAUGAUGAGCUCGAUGUCUGUUAUGAUGGCUUAGACGAUUUAUUCGAUCCUGGCUGGGUUUGAAGACUUUCAUUAUGGGUAUGGCGCAAAUGAUUCUGGGAGCAACUUGAAGGAAUUGCAGUCUUUCAACUACUGGAGAAAAAUGUUUACUUUCACAAUGAGCUCCCGUUCCAUAAACCUUAAACAAAACUACUUUUCGAGAUGCUAUGCAUAAAUCAAAUUCACCCAUCAGG